Equus quagga is the source of this 2137-nucleotide messenger RNA. RefSeq names its product DMRT like family A1 (gene DMRTA1). The transcript has 2 exons. The record is from RefSeq and is a predicted model, not a curated record. Bases 95 to 1588 code for a protein of 497 amino acids. Gene Ontology annotation, molecular function: protein binding; RNA polymerase II cis-regulatory region sequence-specific DNA binding; DNA-binding transcription factor activity, RNA polymerase II-specific. NCBI's taxonomy places the organism in Eukaryota, Metazoa, Chordata, Mammalia, Perissodactyla, Equidae. Gene Ontology annotation, biological process: sex differentiation; regulation of transcription by RNA polymerase II. Gene Ontology annotation, cellular component: nucleus.
GGCGGCGCGUCCCCCAGCCUCCCGCAUCGCGGCCGGGGUAGCAGUGGACAGCGCACCUUCCUGUCGCGUCCCGGUCGCCAGACUCUCCUCGGGAAUGGAGCAGGCACAGUGUGGCAGCAGAGACCGCAGCGGCAGCGGCCGACCCCACCUGGCCCCCGGGCUGGCGGCGGCGGCCCCCGCGCCCCUGUCUCCGGCGAUGACGGUGCCCCCGGGGCUACCGGUGCCCCCAACUUUCCUGCGGCCGCCCAGCCUGUUCCUGCGGGCAGCCGCCGCCGCAGCCUCGGGAAACGGAGGCUGCCCGCCGGCUCCCGGGCUGGAGAGGGGGGUGGGCGCGGUGGGCUGCGGCUACCCGCGGACACCCAAGUGCGCCCGUUGUCGCAACCACGGCGUCGUGUCUGCGCUCAAGGGCCACAAGCGCUUCUGCCGCUGGCGGGACUGCGCGUGUGCCAAGUGCACCCUGAUCGCCGAGCGCCAGCGCGUCAUGGCCGCCCAGGUGGCGCUGCGCAGGCAGCAGGCCCAGGAGGAGAGCGAGGCCCGGGGGCUGCAAAGGCUCCUGUACCCUGGACCCUCGGGGACGGGGGCUCGGACAGCCGGAGGCGGCGGCAGAACCGAGAAUCCCCAGGGCGCGAGAGGCCCCCCGGCGGUGACUGCGAUGGGACUGGGGGCCUUGAGACAGGCUAGUGGGCUGGCGACCCCUGCGUUCGAGGUUUUCCAGCCAGAUUACACAGAGGAAAAACAAGAACAAAAAGAGAGUAAAUGUGACUCAUGCCAGAGUGGACAAGAAGAACCGGUCUCCAGAUCCCACCAACUUACCCUGGGAUCAUCUCCUAAGUCGAAUGGUGUCAUUGGAAAACAAAACGUCAAGUCAGCUAUUCCAGAAAACUCAAGCAAGGAUGAUAACAUCCAGUCUCCUCACCGCGGGGAGCAAUCAGGAGGUGAAGAGAGCCCGGGGUCCUUGUCGUCCUCUGAUCUGGAAUCAGGAAAUGAAAGUGAGUGGGCCAAAGACUUCACUGCUACCAGAGCCUGGCUUCCCACAGUGUCCUCAAGACCAAGAGACCCUCUUGAUAUUCUUACCAAGAUUUUCCCAAGUUACAGACGCAGCCGGCUGGAAGUCAUUCUACAGUUCUGCAAGGGGGAUGUGGUCCAAGCCAUUGAACAGGUCCUCAAUGGGAAAGAAGACAAAGCAGACACCAGGGAUCUGGCAAGCUCAGGAGAAUUGGAAAAUACAGCUUUUCAGAAAGCUUCGAGUUUUAAUUUAGCUGGAAUUGGUUUUGGAACUCUAGGAAAUAAAUCAGCUUUCUCUCCUCUUCAAACUACUUCUACUUCUUUUGGAGGUGACUCAAGCCUCUACAGCUUAAAUCCUAGACUAGGUAUCAGUCCAUUACGGCUGGCAUAUUCCUCUCCAGGAAGAGGGCUGCCUGGUUUCAUGUCUCCCUACCUAACUCCUGGGUUGGUCCCAGCAUUGCCUUUUCGGCCAGCUUUGGAUUAUGCCUUUUCAGGGAUGCUUAGAGAUUCUUCCUACCUUCCCAGCAAAGACUCCGUAACUGGUGGCAGACUGUAUUCAAGGCUGAAUCACGACAACCUGUAAUACAUCGGCCUCAUCUCCCUUUCUGGAGUAAUUCUAGAAGCAUGCAGGACAGCCCUCACACCCACCUCUAUUAAUGUGUUCACUGUGUCUGUGAGUGGAUCCCCAGGCCUUAAAAAUGCUAUCCUUUUUUUUUUUUUUUUACAGCAAUAUAAUAGACUUGAGAUCUAAAGACUCUUCUUGAGCAUUUAUUAAGUGAAAGAAGCAUUUAAACAUUAUAUGUGCCUUGAAUAAAGCCAUUUCAGGAAAUAUUUUUACCUUAAACUAAUGAAUUUUCUCCCUAAAAUAUCAGUUGUCAAAUCCCUAUUUUAAAACUAUACUUGUUUUUAUUUUAUUGAAAAGUAGGGUUUAUAGUUGUAAAAUACAUUUGUAAGUGUAAAGCAGUCCAGCAUUAUAUAAAAUGAACCAAAAGGAGGAAUUUAAAAAUUGAGAUAAUUCUAAAUCACUAUUACUUUAAACAUUUUCUUUCCUUCUGUUCCUUGUACACAGGAAAGUUAUUCGAAGUAUUUUAAAAUAUUUUAUUUGCAUAUAAGUGAUUAGUAAUAAGUAAAA